UGUCGUUGAAAGUUAUAGGGACUCUUGAGGAAGAAAUGAGGAAGCGUCGUCGCUCAAGGAUUUAUUUAAAAAGCGAGUGGAAGCAACAACGUGCAUUCCAGCGUGCGCUAAGCUUUGGUAUGAGGGGUUAAAUUACGCUCCUGCGCGACCCCCUUCACCCCCGCGGCGGACGUCCUCCGCCGCGCCAGCAGCAGCAGCAGCGGCGGCGGUCGCGGCAGCGUUCUCCACUCUCCACUCUCCUCGUCGCCGGCGAAUUCGUCGUCAUCAUCGUCGUCGUCGCCGCGCCGCUCAGCAGUGGGUUCCCUCAGUCUUCGCUCGCCGGCCGUUGGCAGUGGAUCCGUCGAUCGCGCUCGAUUCGCUGAUCGUGCCGCCUGUGUUCGUACACCUCGCGCACUCCGUCGCCGUUCCCGUGGGCAGCAUGUUGGCCCAACGCGAGCAUCGCGGGGUCCCCAGGACUCGCGCGACCCCGCUCUCCUGAGACCCGUGACGUCAUCUCAGCGGCCUGACCCGCUCUUUCCUCUUCUUCUUGUUGUUCUUCCUCCUCGUCCCUCGGUGCGUCGAUCUCCCAGCGGAGAUCGGAUCCCGUCAGGUCGAUUUUGUGUCUCGAUACAACGAAAGUGUGUGUACGCACAGUUUGGAUACCUCGGAUCCUGUCUGCUCUCUCGCGCGGAUGUGCAAGCCGAGAACUGGGACGCUCGGAUUGUCGUUGGAUUUCCAAACACCCCGAGCUUCUCGCCUCCCGGACAUGUAGAUGCAAGCACCGAGCCCAGGACCGUGCCACGACGUGAGCAUCACCGACGUAAAUUCCAAUCAUCACCAUCCACCGCACAACCAGAACGAACAUCGGCCUCAGGAUUCCCGAAAUUCGCCGUCCUCCUCGAUGUCUACUUUACUAUGCUGCGAGCCAGUGUCAGCUGGCCGGCCACGGGCCAAUCUCAAGCUCGUGCUGAAUCGCAGCUUAAGCGAGCCAGGACCGAAUCCCUGCAGCUUCCCUGCUUCGCCCACUGUCUCGCCGCUCGCGUCUAUCGUUAGCAACGGUAACCCUGCCGAUACGCCGGACGUUAUCGACGAGGAGACGAACGGGGACGGUGUAGGGAACGAAGACGACGAGGCUCAUCGUCGUUAUCACCACCUUCACUAUCACCAUCAUCAUCAUCAUCAUCAUCAUCAUCAUCACCAUCAGCAUCAUCACCAUCUCCUCUCGGCCACUACGAAGCGCUGCAAACUGGAGACCGUCAGUUUGCCCAACAGUCCGUGCGGGGAGAACGGUACCCUCCAUCGUCAGCUGGUGCUAAGCAAGACACGUGUUAUCACUUCCGGUGAUUUGGCCCAGCGUCUCGCGGUCGAGCGGCCCACCACCGCCGCUCCGGUGAUCCUCGACUGCCGACCGUUUAUACUAUACAACGUCAAUCACGUGCGCGGCGCCAUCAAUGUCAACUGCUCGGAUCGCUUCAACCGGCGCAGGCUGCAGCUGGGUAAAGCCACGCUGGCCGAUCUCGCGACCGCCCGCGAGGGCAAGGAGCUGCUCAGGAAGAGGCAAUUCAGGGAGGUUGUGGUGUACGACGAUUGCACCGACGACCUGGAUCAUCUGCCCGCCCAGCACCCGUUGUUCCUAGUGUUGGCCGCGCUUGUGGACGACGAUCAAGAACCAGCCCUGUUGAUCGGUGGACACCGCGAGUUCCACAGGCGACACCGGGAACUAUGCGAGGACACGCUCUUACCGAGCGGCGGUAGCAACGGUGUCGGAGGUGGCGGCGGCGGCGGCGGUGGCGGCGAUCCUUCGGCGACGACGGUGAGCGGCUGCACGAGUCCCGGGCUUGGUUGUCCCGUGCUAAGCGUCUCCGUCUUACCCACACCGCAGCCCGCCGACAUCGACAGUCAUCCGGCGUCCCGUGUGCUGCCUUUCCUCUACCUCGGCAACGGCAGGGAUGCCGCCGACCUGCAGCUACUGCGCGCGCUCGGCGCCACCCGGGUGCUGAACGUCACCUCGCAGCUGCCCGGCUACCACGAGGAACGGGGUAUCACGUACAGGCAGAUACCGGCCUCAGACUCCAGCCACCAGAACUUGAAGCAGUACUUCGAGGAAGCGUUCGAUUUCAUCGAGGAAGCGCGGAAAGCCGGUAGCAGCGUUCUGGUGCACUGUCAAGCCGGCGUGUCGCGCAGCGCAACGAUCGCCAUCGCCUACAUAAUGCGGCACAAGGGCCUGUCGAUGGUGGAAGCGUACAAACUGGUGAAGAACGCGCGCCCGAUCAUCAGCCCGAACCUCAAUUUCAUGGGUCAGCUGCUGGAGCUGGAGCAAGGUUUGAGGGCGUCUGGCGGCGUCGGCAGCUCCGGAGCGUCGGAGGAACCCACGACGGGUUGCCACCAGUGCAGGUGGAGUCACCAACCCAACAGCGAAGAGGUCACCUCCGGCUGCAGCGUCUGAGACCAGAUCCUCCUCGUAUCUCCUUUCUCUCGAUGCCUCUUGAGAAAGAGGGAGUUAUCAAUGAGAUCAGCGCCAGCGUCAAUGCGCGUUCCGCAAACAUAUCUCGAGGCUGAGCGCGAGUAUCGACGAACGAUCUUCCUGCGCCUCUUCGCGAUGACGACAACAACGACGACGACGGAGUCGGUAGAUCGCGGCAUUGGAUGGUCCGCUGUCUUCGUGAAAGUUCAGUAAAGUCAGUCCGCGGGAAAAAUUCCGCGAACCGCAGUGGAAGCGAGAAGAGUCCCUCUCUCGGCAUCGCCCGCCGCGCGAAAUCCCGGAAAGCUUCGUAUUUUUCGACAUUUUAAUCAGCGCGUUGCCGAGGGCUCGCUCGUCCGCGCAUUGUUGGUUCGUGGAGUCGGCCUCUUGACGUCUUGGCGGAGUCAGUAUAAAUCUUGAGAUUUCCCGCGCCACGAUGCGACCGUUCAAUCGAGAAUCAGAUGAAACUGCCGUUCCGACAAAGCGACUUAUCAGUCAGAUCGAAGGGAUGGACGUACGAGAGAAGUACACACACAGACACACAUGUCCAUAUUCUUACGAGACGAGGAUUUAUUGACGAGAGAGCUGCUUGUCACGUGCCGACUUACGGACAGAGCUUUUCUAUCGCGAAGAGGCGCGAGUAAAGCGGUAGAGGAGUCUAUCUCACGGGAGAGUAACUUUAAGCGCGCGCUCUCUCUUUCAACUCUUCGAUAAUGAACAGCAGCGUGUCGGAGGACGUUCGCGCAAACACGCCACACACAUACACACAUACACACAUAUGAUGAACAUACUUGUACUUACGACACAGUGUUCCCUAAAAUAUGUCUGGUCGAGUCAGUCGGGGAAGCAAGUCUGCGUUGUCGCGAGCUUCUCGUUUGUUCAAGCAAAAGCGGUAGAGUGCUGUUUACGUAAGAGGAAGGAAAAGGAAGACGCGCGACGUCGGCGAGAAUGCUCGCUUGAAUGAUCGAUUAUAGGCAGCUCUUAUAAUCUGGAGAGAAACUCGAAGGGAAGAAUUGUUACCGAGGGGUGGAAAUUUGUUCUCUGUUUAGCCGAGCGAUAUAUUGUUAAGCCCGUUGUCAUACUGAUCACGUUGAAACAUCGUUCCGGACGAUAACUCGCGAUUGCACUAACGAUAACGAAUGCGACAGUCGGAGACAAUGUAUAGCUACCCAGCGGAAGUAAACUAAAAAUCAAAUUUAUGCGCGUGCGUGUGUGUGAAACUUGUGUUCUUCCUACCUUCCUGCCGCAUAAGAUAAUGUGAACUCUGGCUUGCCUCUCGAUUGACUUCUCCUAUGAACCAGGCACGAAGUUUUGCUAGAAGAAUAAUCGUCCGCACGAGAAAGAUAGCCGUCAAAUAAAUAAAUGUGCACGGGGUGUCUCGGGGAAGAAACGCAAUGGGAUUCUCCAAUCUGUAGACUAACGAAGUGAUUAAUUUUUUUUUCUUUUUUUUUUUUUUUUAAUGGGUGGAAUUUCGCAGCUGAAAAACUGCACUUUCGCAGAGGAUCUUUUUCAAAGAAUUUUUAAUGGGAAUUUUAUUUUUGCGGACGGAUGAAGGAUCAUCCCUUGUUGAUCUCACGCGAGCUUUAUUUUAUUCGAAAUUUAUUAUUUGAUCAGAGGCGAUUCUAAAAAAGAAAAAAAUUGGGAGAAUCCUCUUUCGAGUUUCUCGGAGAACGUAUCUGCACUGCUAAUGUAUUUCCUUUCUCGGGACACCCUGCGCAUCAGGAUCACGUAAACCGGAAUGUUAUUUUAAUGGUGAUUCUCUGGAUGAGGAAGAAACUGUUCAUUAAAUAAGAUAGAAACGACCGUUAAUUAGUGGCAUUCGGGUAAAUUAAAGAGUGAGAGGUAAUGAGAGCGAAUAAAGGAGGGAAAAAGAUGAAAGAAAUAAGGAGACACACAGGGCUGAGGGGAGAGAAAAUUGAUACAUUGGAGACGAAUCGAUCGACAGCGUCAAUACGAACAGGAGUUCGCUCGUUUACGCCUAAUAUUUCGAUUGCAAAGCGGUUGAUAUUCGAUUAAAGAAAGAAAAAAAACUAAUAUAUCGUUCACUGGAGACAUAGUUUAGUUCGUUAAGCUCCCUAGCAUUUAAGGAUCUGGUUGAGGUCCAACCAUCGUGAUCUAGUCGUUUGUUGGGAUGAUGAUACGUACGAUGCGAAUACGAGACGAGAAAGCCGCGAAGCCGCUCUGUAACUUACACGGAACCCGAAGAAGAAGAGAAGUAACUGUAAGAUCGUAAUUAUUAGACGAUAAGAUAAGCGUGUGAUAGACAUCGAUCGACGCGCCUGGGGCGCUGGGAUUUCUCGCUUUUGUCCCUCGUAUGGGAAAGUACAAAUUCACGUUCGAAAGUUCGCGUGUCCGGUAAAGUCUGAUCGGCCGAAUCCCUCGAAAACUUAAUUUACGCCUUCCCAGUCAAACUCCAAUUUCCCGCAUCAAGUUCCAAGUUUAAUCGUGAUUCGUCACUCGCGAUCUGAAAGAUCGCCGUGACGCGACAAAAACUUUUUCUCUCGCGCUCUUCGUCAGCUCGACUUUUGCUUCCUCCACGAGAUUAAGAAACGGUACGCGGUGCUGUGCCCCAUGCGCGUCCGUCCAAACGAAUCGCCCCUAGACGAUAUAUACACGACCAAGCACGCAAGAGGAGUGCUCGAAAGUGAGCGAGAGCGAGUGAGGCUUUCGCGUGAGUGUCGCGACGCCGUUUGCAGCGUGUGUGAAAGAUGUGUGAGAUGAAUGCCGGCGUAUAUAUGACUGCGAUCUCGCUUGCGUUCAAACGACCAACGAAAGAUCAUACACACACGCGGACGCCUUCGUUAACGACUUACUAAUCACCGACAGACAAUAACUUCGCGGCGGGUUAGCCGCGGAUCGUUGAGAGAAGUCGCGACGCGCGACAUGGAGUAAAGAGAGGGGAGGGGAAGGGAGGGUGAGCGAGUUCCUCGGGGAUCGCGUUUGCGACGAGUUCGGUUAAUUAUCGAUCAAUUUCAAAGAACGGUACAUAUCAGAGCGAAAGCGUUGCCUUGCGAUAAAACGACGGAGUACUGAAAAUAAAAGAUAAACAGAGGUAAAUCGUAGUAAGGCGCACAUGUUA
Harpegnathos saltator (Jerdon's jumping ant) is the source of this 5519-nucleotide messenger RNA. Its product is annotated as dual specificity protein phosphatase 10. The record is from RefSeq and is a predicted model, not a curated record. The coding region runs from base 752 to 2425 and encodes 557 amino acids. The transcript has 4 exons. Lineage: Eukaryota; Metazoa; Arthropoda; Insecta; Hymenoptera; Formicidae. Gene Ontology annotation, cellular component: cytoplasm; cytosol. Gene Ontology annotation, molecular function: MAP kinase tyrosine/serine/threonine phosphatase activity; protein tyrosine/threonine phosphatase activity; MAP kinase tyrosine phosphatase activity. Gene Ontology annotation, biological process: negative regulation of MAPK cascade; peptidyl-tyrosine dephosphorylation.